This is a messenger RNA of Bombyx mandarina (wild silkworm), 601 nucleotides long. RefSeq names its product HIG1 domain family member 2A, mitochondrial. The record is from RefSeq and is a predicted model, not a curated record. NCBI's taxonomy places the organism in Eukaryota, Metazoa, Arthropoda, Insecta, Lepidoptera, Bombycidae. Gene Ontology annotation, cellular component: mitochondrion. Gene Ontology annotation, biological process: mitochondrial respirasome assembly.
AAAAAGCUCAAUUAUUUAUAACUUAACCACAAAAAAAGCUUCACAAUUUACGAGAGUUAUAAAUAAAUACAUAAUACACACUACUGUGAUCAUAUUUUAACAUAACAAUAUAAUUUCAGUACAAAACUAGAUUGUAACACAUGCUGUCACAAUUUAAUGUUUAAAUUGGAUACGGUUAAUUUCUAAAACGAAGAAAAUGUCAACUGAACCAGAACCAACGGAUUUACAUUGGGUGCAACUGCGCAAGGAAAUGGGAGCUUCUCACCAUGUAGAAACGACAAGAGAAAAAUUUCAUAGAAAAUUUACAGAGAAUCCGUUUGUUCCUCUAGGUUGUUUAGCAACAGCUGGAGCUUUAUCCAUGGGUCUUUGGAGUUUUAGAACUGGAAAGACAAGACUCUCUCAGCAAAUGAUGAGAGUGAGAAUUCUUGCACAAGGGCUUACCAUUGCUGCUUUAGUUAUUGGUGUAGUAAUCACCACAGGAAAAUCUUCAAAAUAAUAUUCAAUAAUAUUAAAUUUUUAUUAAAGAUAUCAGAAAAGAUAAUAAAUAAAUGUUUUUUUUUAGGGAGAUAAUGGUACAUGUUAAUAAAUGAUUACUUAUUUA